This is a messenger RNA of Procambarus clarkii (red swamp crayfish), 819 nucleotides long. NCBI's taxonomy places the organism in Eukaryota, Metazoa, Arthropoda, Malacostraca, Decapoda, Cambaridae. The record is from RefSeq and is a predicted model, not a curated record.
AUGUACGCACAGGCAGCCGAGACCAACUUAACACAGACGCAAUCAAAGUCGCCCCGGGUGGAAGGCAGCCGAGACCAACUCAACAGAGAAACCACCAAAGUGGCCCCGGGUGGAAGGCAGCCGAGACCAACUCAACAGAGAAACCACCAAAGUGGCCCCGGGUGGAAGGCAGCCGAGACCAACUCAACAGAGAAACAACCAAAGUGGCCCCGGGUGGAAGGCAGCCGAGACCAACUCAACAGAGAAACCACCAAAGUGGCCCCGGGUGGAAGGCAGCCGAAACCAACUCAACACAGAAACAACCAAAGUCUCCCCGGGUGGAAGGCAGCCGAGACCAACUCAACAGAGAAACCACCAAAGUCACCCCGGGUGGAAGGCAGCCGAGACCAACUCAACAGAGAAACCACCAAAGUGGCCCCGGGUGGAAGGCAGCCGAGACCAACUCAACAGAGAAACAACCAAAGUGGCCCCGGGUGGAAGGCAGCCGAGACCAACUCAACAGAGAAACCACCAAAGUCACCCCGGGUGGAAGGCAGCCGAGACCAACUCAACAGAGAAACCACCAAAGUGGCCCCGGGUGGAAGGCAGCCGAGACCAACUCAACAGAGAAACCACCAAAGUGGCCCCGGGUGGAAGGCAGCCGAGACCAACUCAACAGAGAAACCACCAAAGUCACCCCGGGUGGAAGGCAGCCGAGACCAACUCAACAGAGAAACCACCAAAGUGGCCCCGGGUGGAAGGCAGGACACAACGACCAGAAUAAGCGGACUGUCACAACACUGGCACCUCUUCAAGACCAGGUGUAACAUAACUGUAUGA